AUGGCUGAAGACAUAGCUGCAUUCUUAGAAUUCAAAGGAGAUCUUAAACAAAAAGCUGCAAAGGAAAUACAAAGUUUAUGGAAAUUAUUCUGUAAUGUUGACGCAGUUCAGUUAGAAAUUAACCCUCUAGUGGAGACUGAUGAUAAAAAAGUGGUAGCUGUUGACGCUAAAUUGAAUUUUGAUGAUAACGCAAAGUUCAGACAAAAAGAAAUAUUCGCCAUGGACGACGUUUCAGAAAGUGAUCCUAGGGAAGUUGAAGCUGCGAAAUAUAACCUCAAUUAUAUAGGAAUGACUGGAAAUAUUGGGUGUUUGGUGAAUGGUGCUGGUCUCGCUAUGGCGACAAUGGACAUUAUUAAACUCCACGGAGGGGAUCCAGCUAACUUCUUAGAUGUGGGCGGUAGUGUAAAAGAAGAACAAGUAUGUGCUGCCUUUAAAAUAAUCACCUCCGACGAAAAAGUGAAGGCUAUCCUGGUUAAUGUUUUUGGUGGUAUUGUUAAUUGUGCUACCAUCGCUAAUGGUAUUGUCUCCGCAAUGAAAACUACUCAGCUCAAAGUUCCUUUAGUAGUAAGGUUGGAAGGAACAAAUGCCAUUGAAGCAAGAAGAUAAUUAAGCAAUCAGGACUUGACAUCAUUACUGCUGAGGACCUUGAUGAUGCUGCCAGAAAGGCAGUUGCGAGUAUAAAAUAGAAUAUUGCAAUAGUUCUACUUUGAGAUGUAUUUUAUAUCAUGUUGCAUUUGUUAUACAGUUUACAUAAUAAAUUUUGAUUUUAUAACAUA
This is a messenger RNA of Acanthoscelides obtectus, 776 nucleotides long. Lineage: Eukaryota; Metazoa; Arthropoda; Insecta; Coleoptera; Chrysomelidae. The record is from the annotation of a GenBank genome assembly.